GGAGAAGGGCCUUGAGGAGAAGCUAUAAAGGAACUUGGUCUGCUCAGCCUGGAGAAGAGGAGACUGAGGGGAGACCUCUUAUCAGUCAGCAGCUUCCUCAUGAGGUGUGCAAGGAGAAUUGCUCAAACUUCAGAAGUGUCUGCUUCACGUUACGUCCAGCAGAAUGCCACAUUUCUGGCAAGUGGGUAAAUACAUACAGUACUUUUAGUCCUGUUUUGCUGCCUUAACAGGCACAGAUGCAUGUUAAGAAGAAAAACCCAAACAUUUUGAGGAAUCACUGAAUUCCAGCCCUGAAAUUUCUGAAAGUUCACAGCAAUGAAGCUAAGCAGUAGAAGGGAAUGCUUGAGAAGCAAGACAUCUGGGUUGACCUGCAUCAGUAAGUGCAGUGGAAUAGCAGUGGUGGAUCUGCCGAGCAAAAGAACUGGCACUGCAGACUCAGCAGGAAAGACACACACAUUUCACAUUUCCACAGCUGGGGAAAGCUUCUUACAGGGGAGAAGCCACCAUGUGCAGGAAAUUGUUCAUGCAGUUUGGUGGCUGUACCACACAUUUUGGUAGCUUCUGUUUAUACUCAUCUGUGUAUAUGCUGGGUGGCCUUUUGUUGCUCAGGAAAACAGAAGAUCAUCCCAGCAGAAAAAAAAAAAAAAAAGCAUUCCCCUUUGUGGGUCCUCUGUGAAGACACCAGUACUUUCUGUAGCUGGUGUUCAUGAAGUUGCAAGAUGUUUAUGUCUUUGACACAUCCAGAGCUCCGUGACUGCAGUUUGCUGGUGGACUCAAAGGCUAUCCCAGCCUCUGGAUAUCCUGGCUCAAGACAUCCUGGCAUUUAUUGCUCUCCAGUGGAAACUGUUUGCAUCCUUGACAUUGGUAGAGCUGCACUGAAGCCCGACACCUCUGGUAGCCAGUGAGAAGCUGGUUUUGUGCUGCGCUUUUACGGGAGAAGCCUGGCUGCAUUAACUCUUACUAAAACCAGCACCUAGACAACUUAAGCAAAAUCCAGUGAUGGAGGUCAACUCCACAGAAGCCAGCAGCAGCUCCCAGGGAGGCACCGGCUGUCUGGAUCUUCCACUUGUCACUUUCACUGAAACGGUGACUUUCACAGAAGCCGUGGCAGAAGAGGAGUGGGGAUCCUUUUACUAUUCCUUUAAGACAGAGCAGCUGGUGACUCUUUGGAUUCUCUUUAUUGUCACAAUUGCUGGAAAUGCCAUCGUGCUCUUCUCUACCUGGAGAAGGAAGCGGAAAUCUCGAAUGACCUACUUUGUUACUCAGCUGGCAAUCACAGAUUCAUUCACAGGACUCAUCAACAUAAUGACUGACAUCAUUUGGCGCUACACUGGAGAUUUUAUGGCCCCUGAUAUCGUUUGCAGGGUCGUUCGCUACUUCCAGGUGGUCCUUCUCUAUGCGUCCACUUACGUCCUCGUGUCACUAAGCAUAGACCGGUAUCAUGCCAUAGUUUACCCCAUGAAGUUCUUGCAAGGAGAAAGGCAGGCAAAAGUGCUUAUUGGAGUGGCCUGGAGCCUUUCCUUCCUGUUUUCCAUACCCACUCUGAUUAUUUUUGGGAAACGGCAGCUCUCCAACGGGGAAGUGCAGUGCUGGGCUCUCUGGCCUGAUGACUCCUACUGGAUCCCCUACAUGACAGUUGUGGCUUUCCUGGUGUAUUUCAUUCCUCUGAUCAUUAUCAGUGUCAUAUACUCAAUCGUGAUUCGAACCAUCUGGAUGAAGAGCAAAGCUCAGGCUGUCAUCAUAUCCAGCUGUCCUGGUGGCAAAACCUCCCGUGGCUACAGCAGUCGUGGGUUCAUAUCCAGGGCGAAGGUGAAAGCGAUCAAGUACAGCAUUGUAAUUAUCCUUGCAUUUAUUCUCUGUUGGAGCCCUUACUUUCUGUUUGAUAUCCUGGACAACUUCAACAUACUGCCUGAGACCAAAGAGCGCUUCUACGCAUCUGUGAUUAUUCAGAACCUGCCAGCCUUGAACAGCGCCGUCAACCCUCUCAUCUACUGCUUCUUCAGCAACAGCCUCUGCCCCCCUUCUGAGGAAAGAAGAACUCAAAGGCUGGGGGGCACUUUCAGGGAAAGGAGCGAUGGAGGGCAGGAGAUGCAGGUCCUGUCGAAACCAGAAUACAUCUAGCACGGACAAUGUUCUGCAAAGCCACACUGGCACCUGUACAGAGGAAAACAGAGGUCCCCCACAAGUCCUGUGCAACAUGAAGUGAAUGGACACUGACUGGCAAGAGCCUGCACCUUGUGCUGCUGUGCACCUUACAGCACUCGUGUUUUGGGUGGGCACUGCAGCGUCAUCCAUGCACACUCCAGUGCCAAGCUCAGUAUGAGAGGUUUGCAUGCCUCUGUUGUGAGGUUUCAUCUUGACCCUCUGUUUAAAGCAGCUGUAAUCUAUGUGCUCCAAACAGAAAAAAAAAUUGUAAAUGGUGUCUAGUCAGAGUCUUCUCUAUUUUUCAGGAGUCACUGAAAGCCAUCUACUGCACCAUCUGGCUCUUAUAACCAAUAGAGUGUUUACAAGCAAUUACAGAGCAAGGACCCCAGCUAAAAUGAAAACACAGGCACUUUUCCAAUGAAAAAACACCAUUGUCACUCUAUGUAAUUACAUCUGGGUUUCAUACAGAGCCACUUACAAAGUCAUAGCCAGAGAAGAGGGGAAUGGAUGGCUGGGAUACUGCCUGCCACAUCACCAGCUUCUCAGAUAACACCAGCAGCACCGUCCCUGUAUCUCUUCCUCCCCUUCCAGUGUGUUAUUUCCCUGCUGUCCUACCUUGGCUCAUCAGUGGCACCCCAGUGUCCCAGCAGGACUCACACAUGACACAUCUGGGCAGCCAUUUAUUUCUGGGCUACUGGAGAAUGGUUCACCAGCCCUCCCCACAUGCAGAUCCUCCCUCACUUCUGUGCCAAAGACCCUGAGAAGCUUCUUCAGGAUCCUACGGGGAGCUGCCAUGCAGGGCACUUAGCCAGUGCAGAUCUUUCUCACCACCCACACGGCAGCAUUUCCCUACCCCAUACCACUGUAAAUCAUCCCUGUCACUUAAAUCAUGCAGGGAGCCACACACAUCUUUGCACAAACUCAGAGCUGGAAAAAGACCCAAGCAAACCCCAAAACUCGAAUUAUAUUUAGAAAAAAUAAUCUGUUGACGGUCCAGUCUUGUGAACUCAUUGUAGUUUUCACAGAGGACCAAUGGUCAGGCAGAAUUUUGCUGCUGAGUGCCCAAGCACCUGGGCAUCCCCUUUCCCCACCCCUCUGGGUAUCUUCUCACCACACUGUUCUCAAAUGUAAGAAAAAAUUUCUGAAGCAGGUGGUGGGGAGUGAUAUUAACUUCAAUGUUCAUUUUACUGCAAGGCAGCUUGAAGUGUUUGUAUUAAAAAUGCACUCUAACCAGCUGUAUAGCAACUGAGUUUGUUUCCUCUCUGUGAAAAAAUUAUUCUUAUUUAAGUGGACUGAGUUUAAAAAAGGGUUUUUAUUAUUAUGAUCUUUUGCAAUGAGUUUGUUCCCUGUAAAGCAAGAACUGAAUAAAAUUUAUUUAUAAUUGCCUAUAUUACAAAAGUACAUUUGCCUAAGUAGAAGACAUAUAAAAUCAUGGGGCUUUAUGUUCUCAGGAAAAUAAAUAAGGUAUCUCUUUUUAUUACCAUGAAGUUCUGUUAUUUAGAUUCUAUGUCUAAAUUUUGCUACUGCUUAAUUAAAACUAUGAAUCUGCAGCAACCUUUACUGCAGCGACCUUGGAUAGGCUGUAUAUAAGAACAAGACAUUAUUUUGUUCCCAUGGGCAUGUAAUAACUUUACUAAAAUUGGAUUGCUUUGUUUAAGCUUCAUAGAUUGUAGAUUUUAGCUUUUUCAUCUGAUAAAUGUACACUCUCUACCUACUUUUGAACAAUUAAUGGAGUUUUUAGACUUAAUACCUGGAAAUCAGAUAACAUUUCUGAGCAGUACUUUGAUUUGCAAAUUUAGUAUGACUCAAUCCCACUAAAAUUUACAUAAUAGUCACUGGGGUCACCACAUGAAUUAUCCCAUCCAUCUAAAUUAAGCAUAUGCAUGAGUUAAUGUAGGACUCUGGACUGAAAUAAAGUCAUUAUCAAUCUGUUUUCAAAGAAGCAGCUUUUUGUUUCAUUCAUUACUGUACUAUGUACCAUUUACAAGUUGUUCUUAUCAUUUUUCCUCUGGACAUGAUUGUGAUGUCUUUCCUCAUAUGAGAAUCCUUCAGUUUAAAUGGCCUCACAUUGCUUUUGUCUGCAUCCCUUCCAAGUGCUUAAAUACAGAAAUAAAUAAUUCAUCUUAUUUUCUAUGCUGUUUUCUUACUGUGCAAGAGAUGGCAUUUUACUUCCUUUUUGUAUUCUCCACAUGUUCUGUUGUAAAGCUGCGUUUUUCCAUUAGUCUGGAAAACACUUGCACGGUCCUCCUUUGUCUCUGGGGAGAGAGAGGUAGGGAAUUUCAUCUGUCUCCAUUUGGUUUCUUAUUCCUUGCCUUCAACUCACCCCACAUCUUUUGACUGUUUAGCUGUUUAAAAGUGCCAGAGUUGGUCUGACAGACCCCACACUUAGGAGGAGGCAGCAAAAGUCACUGUCGAGAUCUGACUGCCCAGAGAUGGGAGCUGGACACAACCAAAAAAGGGCACCCAGCUGGCUUGUCCAUGACAGCCCCGGAGCAGCUCUGGUUUUCAACAGCUUUAACACUUCAAGAGGCAUCUGUGAGAUCCUUCGGACAUUCCCACAGUGAACAGAAAUAUUCAUAUGCAUGACUGCUAGGACAUAAAGCCUUGUAUGAUGAUAAAGUCCUGUUUGACUGUAGAAUUCUGAGAAGCAUGAAAAAUCAGAAACUCAUCUCUCCGAGAAGUCACAUCAAACAGCUUAGAACUGGGAUACUUUCCAAACUAACACUAAUCCAAGAAAACAUGCAUG
Passer domesticus (house sparrow) is the source of this 4891-nucleotide messenger RNA. It is a transcript of the gene NPSR1, whose product is annotated as neuropeptide S receptor 1. The transcript is spliced from 13 exons. Gene Ontology annotation, cellular component: plasma membrane; cytoplasm. The record is from RefSeq and is a predicted model, not a curated record. Bases 1000 to 2121 code for a protein of 373 amino acids. NCBI's taxonomy places the organism in Eukaryota, Metazoa, Chordata, Aves, Passeriformes, Passeridae. Gene Ontology annotation, biological process: positive regulation of release of sequestered calcium ion into cytosol; neuropeptide signaling pathway. Gene Ontology annotation, molecular function: vasopressin receptor activity; neuropeptide receptor activity.